This is a messenger RNA of Oldenlandia corymbosa var. corymbosa, 5086 nucleotides long. The record is from the annotation of a GenBank genome assembly. NCBI's taxonomy places the organism in Eukaryota, Viridiplantae, Streptophyta, Magnoliopsida, Gentianales, Rubiaceae.
AUUUCAUCAUGGGUAACAUUUACAUCUUCCUUUUUUCACCUAAUGGUUCAUGCUUUGAACUCAAGCCUAUAAUAGAGCAAAAAAAGGGUCGAUAAUAUAGCAAAAAGAGAGAAAGAAAAUGAGUCACCUCCUCAUCUCAUCACUCACUUGAAUGCUCUAUGGUGUGGGAUCAAUAAAUGUACAGCAUUAUGGUCAGUGCUUCGGGUAGGUAUACGUUCAACCAUAACUUUGGAGAUCAGUCUAAAAGAAAAAAAAAGUAUAUUAAGCCAACAAAUCAAUUGCAUGAUUGAUUGAAUCAUUGAGCUUCUCCUUCUCCUCCCCUUUCCUAUCUAUUCAUUUUCUUCUAGAUCUCUACUAGUAAAAAAUGCAGGCACAAGUCUAGCGAUAGUAUACUUUUAGAUUAUCGCAAAGGAGAGGGUUUGGAGUUCGUACCAGAGAGCUGAAGAAAGAAACAGUUAGCUAAGUUUUACAAUGGCUUCGAAACCAGGGAUUCUAUACGAUUGGCCUUGGACUCCUCUUGGCAACUUCAAGGUAUCACUUACUAAUUCCACUGCUCUAAUUAACCUUUCCUUGGUUCUUUGUUGGAUCAGUUUUAAUGAUAUAUAUAUAUAUAUUUUUUUUGUAAAACUUUUUUUGUAUUAACUGGUAAACCUAAACGGCAUUGGCCGACUGGUUACCCCAAUGAAAAUGAAAAUGAAAAUCCUCUUCAUGUGCAAAGAGAGACCAUGCAUGAUGAAAAACCAAAAUUGUAAUUGCUCUCUUUUUUAUAUGGCUUGCUUUCUUGGCCUGUAUCUAGUAGUACUAAUGAUAUGCUAUCUUGUUAUUACAGUUUAUUUUAAAUUUAUGUACUCCUUGUGUCCCAAAACGGUUUUUUAAUUUAUAUUUUAAUUCUUUAUAAACUUUAUAUUAAAAAUAAGAUGUUAAAUUGAACAAUUAUUUCAGAACGGAUGGAGUGAUGAUUUUUAUGAAAUUUAUAAUUUCUGUAUUUGUAACUACAAAUCAAUAAAUCCUUUUUUUUUAAAAAAAAAAUGGAGGUGGCCACAAAAAGUUAUUCCUUUCAUUCAAUGAAGCAAAAAUUCGAGAUCCAUCCGUUUUAUAUCUUUUCGAAGUACCCUAGAGGUCUUUGAUAUUGUUUGUCAUAUCGCUCCUUCUUCAACAUUAUUGAUCGGCUGUCACAUGAAACUUUAUUGUUUUGUUUCAUAGCUUUAUUACAUUUCUUUUCAAAAGUCAAUUCAUAUUUAGGCAAUCAAAUGAGACAGAAGUUUUUGAGAAGUCAAUAAAAUUUUUGUUAUUAAGAAAUGCCGGAAUUGCUCAACUGCAAUUGAUGAAUAAAAAUGGUCGUGGUCGAGACCAUGAUUCAAAUGUAUUAAGACUAACCAAAGUGGUUGUGGUAGAGUGGAAGGGACUCCUUCACUCUUAAUAACCAUAGGUCGAGGGCGAACCUCGCCAUGGGCAUGGAGUAACCUUAAAUACUUUGGCCAAUCCAUCGAGGUGACUACAAUGCAGCGAGGGGAUAAUUAGUCACUGUUGCCGAUGGUGGACACCCUGCAAAUAUGAAAAAAGAGAAAAAAAAAUGUAUUAAGACUGUUCUCAACAUAUUUAUACACAACAAAAUUUUCCAUUAAGCUAAUCCAGAAAACACCUAAGUAAUCGAAAGGUGCCAAGUGCCAACCAAAUGAAAGUUUAGGCGUGUUUGGACUUCAUUUUACGCCCAUUCCUUCUUCUAAUUUAGUAAACAAGAGAGGUAAUUAUUUCUUUAGUUAUAGCUAAAUCAUCUCAUUUAUAUUCAUACUUCUUCUUUUUGGUAUUAAUUACACUGCAUUUGGUUUUACCAAAUUUGUAAUUAGGCUCCAUUAGAUUUCAUAUAUGCAUUAUGAGUGAAAGGUUCUCUUAAUUACGACUACGCUAUCAUGAAAGCGAUAUGAAUAUGACAUAUAAUACUACGUCCUUUUGAAAUUCCAAAAGAGAAGACAGAAGAAAAUACCAGUUGUGAAAAGGUUGGUGGUUGGGUAUGUUAUUGCCAGAAAAUGAUGUGUAUGCGUACUUGAACAGUACCUAUGGUCAAUUUUUAAUUGUAAUUUGUUAUUUUGAAUAUUUUCCUUUAUUCUUUAAUUAUAGUGUAUAGUGCCAACUGAUAAUUAUAUUUUAUUUUUAAUUAUCAUUAUUAUUAAUUUUUUUUUUGUGGGGAAUAUUGAAGUACCUUGUUUUGGCUCCAUGGGCAAUACACUUCACGUACUCAUACAUAACGAGUGAGCCAAGCCAGAGAAACUUUGCAAUGUUUGUAAUUUUGCCAUUUUUGGUGUUGAGAAUUCUCCACAAUCAACUUUGGAUUUCACUCUCUCGCUAUCGCACCGCCGAGGGUAAAAACAGGAUCGUCGACAAGAGCAUUGAGUUCGAACAAAUUGACCGAGAACGAAACUGGGAUGAUAACAUCAUUUUUAACGGGCUCAUAUUCUACGCAUUGUCCUACACCGGAGACACCGCCAGCAUGCCAAUAUGGAGAACGGAUAGUGUGAUCAUCACCAUUUUGUUACACGCCGGUCCGGUCGAAUUCCUUUAUUACUGGCUGCACAGGGCGUUGCACCACCACUUCCUCUACACCCGCUACCACCAGCACCACCACUCCUCCAUUGUCACCGAACCUAUUACAUCUGUGAUUCAUCCAUUUGGAGAGCACAUAGCAUAUUUCUUGCUGUUUGCUAUCCCAUUAGCAACAACAUUUUACUCAGGGAUAGCCUCAAUUGCUUCGUUUUCGGGUUACAUCAUGUUCAUUGAUAUCAUGAACAAUAUGGGACAUUGCAACUUUGAGCUCAUCCCUAGUUGGGUCUUCUCAAUUUUCCCUCCUCUCAAGUAUCUCAUGUACACUCCAUCGUUUCACUCACUGCAUCAUACCCAAUUCAGAACGAAUUAUUCUCUGUUCAUGCCAAUAUAUGACUACAUCUAUGGAACUGUGGACGAUACAACAGACACUUUGUAUGAAGCUUCACUUAAGAGACAAGAGGAUUCACCUGAUGUUUUGCAUCUUACACAUUUAACCACUCCAGAAUCCAUCUAUCAUCUAAGGCUUGGAUUUGCUUCUUUGGCUUCUAAACCUCAUGAAUUCAAAUGGUACUUCUGGUUGUUGUGGCCUGUCACACUUUGGUCAAUGCUGCUUACUUGUGUUCAUUCAAAAACAUUCCUUGUUGAGAGAAAUAUCUUCAAGAAGCUCAAAUUGCAGACAUGGGCCAUUCCCAAAUACACCAUUCAUUACUUCUCUCAAUGGCAAAGAGAAUCUAUCAACAGUCUGAUUCAGGAGGCUAUCUUAAAAGCAGAAGAAAAGGGUGUAAAGGUUCUGUCCCUUGGUUUACUGAAUCAGGAGGAGGAGCUCAAUGGAAAUGGGGAGCUGUACAUAAGAAUGUACCCUGCCCUCAAAGUGAGGUUGGUGGAUGGAAGUAGUUUAGCUGCUGCCAUUGUACUGAACAGCAUCCCAAAAGGAACAAAUGAAGUUGUCAUUGCUGGAAAUUUAUCAAAGGUUGCUUAUGCUAUUGCCUCUGCACUAUGCCAAGGAGGAGUUCAGAUAUGCACGUUACAUGAAGAUGCCUACAAAAAGAUCAAAUCCCGGAUUAAUCAGGAGGCUGGAAGCAACUUGGUCAAGCACAAACAAAACUCUGCAAAAGUAUGGAUUGUCGGGAAUGGAUUUGCGGAAGAAGACCAACAGAAGGCCUCAAAGGGCACAACAUUCAUUCCUUUCGCGUAUUCGCCACCAAAGAAAUCGCGCAAAGACUGCUACUACCACUACACACCAUCCAUGCUGGCUCCCAAGUAUCUCGAAAACUUGGAUUCCUGCGAGGUUGGUGUUUUUAUUCCCAAGUAUCUCAUUAUAUAGUAAAAUGAGAUUGGUUUUUAUUUCUUCUCAUACUAACAAUGGUUUUUUUUUUUUCUUUUUGGUUCUGGCUUUUUAUAAUUUGUCAGAAUUGGUUGCCUAGGAGGGUGAUGAGCGCACCGCGGAUAGCCGGAAUACUUCACGCUUUGGAAGGUUGGGAUGUAAAUGAAUGCGGAAACACGGUGUUCAACAUUGAGAAGAUGUGGCAAGCCAGCCUGAGUCAUGGUUUUCGUCCAUUGGUGAUGAUCUCCAAUUAUCCAAAACCAUAAUCUUCAUUCUGAUGAAAGAUCAGUUAAAAAAAAACGAUCCUUAUUUUUUCUAAGUAUCCAUAUGUUGUAGUAUAUCCAUCAAUGAUGAUUAAAAUAAGAUGUAAAGCUAAUUGUCUUACUAUUUCUAAUCUAUUUGUAGUAGUUGAAUGGCGCACACCUUCAAUAUUUCUAUAUAGAUUAUUAAAUCUACUACACAUUUGAGCCCUGUUCUUUUGAAUGUUAUGCAUGGGAGGCAAUAGCACUGCUACAUUAAAGACCAUGCAGCCGGCAAGAAGCGUAAUAUCUUAGUUUAAUUUGUACUAAAAAUAAAAAUUCAAACUGGACAAUAAUUUCAGGACGGGACGGAGGGCGUAGUAUAUUUUGCAAUACCUUGUAGUUUCGGUUAAAAUGGGCAAUGCAAAGGGAACACAUCUUAAGGAAACCAGACUUGGAUGGAUAACCAUUGGAAUAAAUAAGUUUAGAAUCAUCGUCGGGGUCAUUUCUCUCAAAUUUCAUACGAUUAAUAAAGGACACAUUAGCGCAGUAACCCGGAUCCCAGGUCACCUUAUAACCCUAAAAAGAUCCCAAUUAAUCAACAAUCAGGAGAAGGUUAAUUAUAAAUAGUAAUUAGAUCGGGAGAAUGAGGGAAUGAAUCGGAAUUGGAGGAGUAAUGAAUUAUUAAACGAACCUUACUCUCGUGGUGGAUGAUAUCCAUGUACUGAGUCCAUAGCUUGCCGCUUCAAACCAGGAGCGCACCAUUCACUUCUGUCGCAACUGCCUUUACCAAAGUUGCUAUAUGAUUCAUAAUCCUCCUCCUUCUUCUUCUUCUUCUUCUUCUUCUCCUUAUCCGAUGGUUGCUCGGCGUUGAUCCCCGGCUCAGCCGCUGAUCUUCCCUUGAGCCCUAAUUCUGGCUGAUCUCCUUAGAGUUUCCAUUGUGAGAUCGUUGCAAAAAAUCAUGGCGCUCGAUCUCCACCCG